Messenger RNA from Haliotis rufescens (red abalone), 771 nucleotides. RefSeq lists its product as uncharacterized. Lineage: Eukaryota; Metazoa; Mollusca; Gastropoda; Lepetellida; Haliotidae. Bases 1 to 771 code for a protein of 256 amino acids. The record is from RefSeq and is a predicted model, not a curated record. The transcript has a single exon. Gene Ontology annotation, molecular function: zinc ion binding; nucleic acid binding.
AUGGCUCACCACAAUCUAUCUGGUUCUUUCAAAACAAAUAAACGUCGUCAUGUCGAUUCUUUAACGUCUGACGAAGAAGAAACAUCAACUGAGAUUGCAGAUUCUUGGCCGAGAUUCAUUGUCAUCGCAUCUGCUGAUGGCAAUCCUUUAAAACUAAAUCCUUUCGCUAUCUCGAAAGGCAUUCAAAGUGCCUGUGGAGAAGUUACCAAUGUUACACGUCUUCGUUCUGGUUCCAUCCUUGUGGAAAGUGCACGGAGACAACAAUCUGUCAAUCUGCUGGGUCUACAGCAGUUUGUUAACACCCAGGUUGUUGUUUCGGUGCACAGGACACUAAAUUCAAGUAGAGGCAUUGUCAGGGACCGCGCACGCUGUCUUUCUGACAUGGCAGAAGAAGAGAUUGCUGCUGAAUUGAAACAUCAAGGGGUCACUGCUGUUAAGCGGUUCAGUAGAAAAUCAGAAGAUGGAAAAUUUAUCCCAACUAACACAUAUCUUUUUACUUUUUGUCUUGCUAAAAUACCAAAUUCUAUUAAAGCCGGUUACUUUAACAUCGGAGUGGAGGUUUAUGUUCCAAAUCCUCUCCGGUGUUACAAGUGUCAACAGUUUGGACACGGGGCAAAAACUUGCACUCGCAAGGCCAGAUGCUUCCGUUGCAGUGGAAUUCACGAAGGUUCCGAGUGCACAGAUGAUGUCAAGUGUGCCAACUGCGAUGGGGAGCAUGUGGCCUCAUCCAAAUCAUGUCCAGUGUUCGUAUCAGAAUCACAGAUCUUAUAA